Messenger RNA from Myodes glareolus (Bank vole), 2093 nucleotides. NCBI's taxonomy places the organism in Eukaryota, Metazoa, Chordata, Mammalia, Rodentia, Cricetidae. The record is from RefSeq and is a predicted model, not a curated record.
GCUCCGCCCACAAAGGGAGGCGGGGAGUUUAAGGUCAAGUUCACUCUGGGCCCCGCACCUAGCCUGGGUCAAAAGCGAGUAACUCGGGUUGACCGUUAGGUCCACUGUAUCUGUUGACCCCCGAGAUUCUCCGGGUGCCGCUGCGGAGCCCAGCGACCGCGCAGGUUUGCGUGGAAGAGUGUAGCUGAAGUCAGGAGAGACACACGAAGGGUGCACACUGACCUUGUUCUUGAGCCAGGGUCAGAUGCGGCUGACCAGGCAGGGUGGCCGCUGCAGUGGAUGUGGAUGUAUGUAACAGCAUGAAGAACCGAAUCCCUGUGGUGCUCCUGGCCUGUGGUUCCUUCAACCCCAUCACACACAUGCACCUGCGCUUGUUUGAGGUGGCCAGAGACCACCUGCACCAGACAGGAAUGUACCAGGUGGUCGAGGGCAUCAUCUCACCUGUUAAUGACAGCUAUGGAAAAAAAGACCUGGUGGCCUCCCAUCACCGAGUAGCCAUGGCCCGACUGGCCCUGCAGACAUCUGACUGGAUUCGGGUGGACCCCUGGGAGAGCGAGCAGGCACAGUGGACGGAAACGGUGAAGGUGCUGAGGCACCAUCACAGCGAGCUGCUCAAAUCUUCAGCCCAGAUGGAAGACUCCAGGAAAACACCGUCAGCCUCCGCAGUGUUCCCGGGCUUCUUGUUCGUGGCAAACGUGCAGAUUCUCACCAGCAGGCGGCAGCAGAACCCCGCAGCUACAGAUUCCUGUAACCUCCCUGGGAUCCACCCUUGUUCUGCUGUGCUCCCCGAACUGAAACUGCUCUGUGGGGCGGAUGUCCUGAAGACCUUCCACACCCCCAACCUCUGGAAAGACGAGCACAUCCAGGAGAUAGUGGAGAAGUUUGGCUUGGUGUGUGUGAGCCGGGGCGGGCAUGACCCAAAAGGGUACAUCUUGGACUCACCCAUCCUCCGACAGUUUCAGCACAACAUUCACCUGGCCAGGGAGCCCAUUCAGAACGAGAUCAGUGCCACAUAUGUCAGGAAAGCCUUGGGCCAAGGGCAGAGCGUGAAGUACCUCCUCCCUGACGCUGUCAUCGCCUACAUCAGGGACCAUGGCCUCUAUAGCAGUGACAGUCCCUGGAAAGGGAAAGGAAACGCUAGCUAGAGGGCCUCGUGAAGAAUGGGCGGUCAAGGGCUUUGUUUUGCUUCGGGGGUCUGUGUUUCCCUUUCUGUUUGUUUGUUUGUUUUGUUUCUACCAUGGUAAUGCCAUGGGUGACUUCCUGCUGCAGGAAGAGAUUUUUUUUUCCUGUGGCUGGGACAGAGCAACUUAAAUGGCUUGGCAAGUCUUCAGAUUAGGCAAAACCUCUCUGUCUUUGAGGAGACCUACUUACUUGGUGCAAAUGGUAAUUAGAAGAUGCACACUGAUGAUAUUCUGAACACGGCAGGCCCCUGAGGGGUUGGGUCACAGUUGCCCUCGUGCAUUAAAAAACAAACAAACAAAAAAAAACCUCAGACCAGGUGACCAGGUGCAGCAUGGUGGUCUUGAUUGGCAGGAUUUGACAGGGUGCUAAUUACUGAACAGGGGGCCUUUGCAACGUCUUUCUUUUAAACAGAAUAAUACCAAGUGAGGAUUCAGAAAUCUGGAAACAGUGCAGCAUUGAUUUCCAGUGUAGUCUCUUACCAACCAUGGCCUGUCUGCCUAUGGUGUAACUUAAAAAAUUUUUGACCACGUUCUUUCUAUUUUGUAGUCAAGCAAUAUGUGUAAGAUUGUGUGUGUGUGUGUGUGUACAUGAAUAUGAGGAGAAAUCAGAAGGAUCUCAGAGUUCCUGAAGAUGGAGUUCUAGGCACUUGUGAGCCACCUGAUGUGGGUGCUGGAAACCAAACAGUCUUAUAGAGGAGCAGCAAAGGCUCUUAACCACUGAGCCAUCUCCCCAGCCCCCCAAGCAAUAUUUUUGAUACAGCAAGUAUUUUUACACUGCUAUCCUGAUUUCUAAAGAGAAACUGAAGUAAAGCAGAUGCCUGGCUGUUUUAGAAGCUCUUUUGAAUGUUUUAUGACUGCCUGACUGUUUGAAUAUUGGCAAAAGGAUAAAUAAUAAAUUGACAUCAAAAAGUA